Lindgomyces ingoldianus is the source of this 1641-nucleotide messenger RNA. Its product is annotated as tubulin-domain-containing protein. The transcript is spliced from 8 exons. Gene Ontology annotation, biological process: mitotic cell cycle; microtubule cytoskeleton organization. Gene Ontology annotation, cellular component: microtubule; cytoplasm. NCBI's taxonomy places the organism in Eukaryota, Fungi, Ascomycota, Dothideomycetes, Pleosporales, Lindgomycetaceae. Gene Ontology annotation, molecular function: structural constituent of cytoskeleton; GTP binding. The record is from RefSeq and is a predicted model, not a curated record. The coding region runs from base 89 to 1444 and encodes 451 amino acids.
CCGCUCGUUGCACGACGGCCUUCCCUACACCACCCCAUAACUCAAUCCCCCACCCCCAGUCUGUUUGAUACAGCUUAACACAUCCACUAUGCGAGGAGAGAUCUGCCACCUCCACAUCGGCCAGGCCGGUACCCAGCUCGGCAACAGUGCCUGGGAACUAUAUCUCCUAGAGCAUGGGCUGAAGGCCGAUGGACGUCCCGACCCGGACGCGAAGGACCUCGCAGAGGGUGGCUCAUUCGAGACCUUCUUCACCGAGACCGGUAGCGGAAAAUACGUCCCGCGCUCCAUCUUCGUUGACUUGGACCCUUCCCCCAUUGAUGAGAUCCGCACCGGAACAUAUCGUCAAUUGUUCCAUCCCGAGCUUCUCAUCAGCGGCAAGGAGGACGCCGCCAACAACUAUGCUCGUGGUCAUUACACCAUUGGCAAGGAGAUGGUUGACAGCGUCAUUGACCGUAUUCGGCGUGUUGCCGAUAAUUGCUCCUCGCUGCAGGGAUUCUUGAUCUUCCAUUCUUUUGGCGGAGGAACCGGAUCUGGUUUCGGUGCUCUGCUUCUCGAGCGUCUCUCGACCGACUACGGCAAGAAGUGCAAGCUUGAGUUUGCCGUGUACCCUGCACCACGUGUUUCCACGUCAGUCGUCGAGCCGUACAACGCCGUUCUUUCCACCCACAGCACCAUUGAGAACUCCGACUGUACCUUCCUUGUCGACAACGAGGCUGUCUAUGACAUCUGCCGCCGUAGCCUGGACAUUCCCCGUCCGAACUAUGAGCACUUGAACCGUCUGAUCGCCCAGGUCGUCAGCUCUAUUACCUCCAGUCUACGAUUCGAUGGCGCGCUCAAUGUCGAUUUGAACGAAUUCCAGACAAACUUGGUCCCCUAUCCGCGCAUUCACUAUCCUCUCAUCAGCUACGCACCGGUCAUCUCGGCCAAGAAGAGCUCGCAUGAAAGCUUCAAGGUUCAUGACCUGACAUUCCAGUGCUUUGAACCCAACAACCAGAUGGUUGUCUGCGAUCCCCGCAACGGAAAAUACAUGGCUGUUGCGCUUUUGUACCGUGGUGACAUUGUUCCCCGUGACUGUACAGCUGCCGCAGCAGCUCUGAAGGCUAAGGCAUCCUUCAACCUGGUGGAAUGGUGCCCUACUGGCUUCAAGCUCGGUAUCAACUACACCAAACCAAUCAGCGUCCCCGGAAGCGAACUAGCCGCGGUCGAUCGAAGUGUCUCUAUGCUUAGCAACACCACUGCCAUUGCCGAGGCCUGGUCUCGCCUGGACCACAAAUUCGAUCUCAUGUAUUCCAAGCGCGCCUUCGUUCAUUGGUACGUUGGUGAGGGCAUGGAAGAGGGUGAAUUCUCCGAGGCUCGUGAGGACUUAGCUGCGCUGGAGAAGGAUUACGAGGAGGUUGCCAGUGACACUCUGGAUGAGGAGGGCGCUGAUGAGGGCGAGUACUAAGCGAUAUACCCUCUGUGCAAAUUUGUUGGGGACUUUGGUUGGCUUUCAUGUCAAAGAGUGUACUACAAAUGGUGCAAUAGCCUCGUAGGCUCACAUAUGAGAUUGGAACUUAAAGAUUGAAUCUUCAUCAAUCAAGUUAUCUCAUUAAGCAUGGAUUUGUUCUCAUACAUUAAUUAGUUCCAUAUUGCAAAGAUGGG